Messenger RNA from Seminavis robusta, 480 nucleotides. The record is from the annotation of a GenBank genome assembly. NCBI's taxonomy places the organism in Eukaryota, Bacillariophyta, Bacillariophyceae, Naviculales, Naviculaceae.
AUGUAUGUCAAGCGAUCCAGAGACGAGAACGACGACAGGCUGAAGUCCCGAAAUGAGUCCAGAAAGGAAGGGAAGACUAAGUGUUGCUUGGAGGUCGAACGUUUGAAAAAGUUCUAUCCUUUCUUGAAGGAUCAAGUGUUUUACAAUGAUCUCCACAAUUUUCCUUGUGUGAUCAUGCCCUAUUUCCGACCUUUGACCUCCGAUGAGCGAAAGGCUGCACUCAAAGAAGAGAUUCGCACUUGCCUCUCGAAUUUCAGAGACGGCGAAAAGCGGCUCAAGUACAUGGAUGGCGAUCUUCGCUGGCGUCACAUUGGGUAUUUCCACACCCAAGAAGGAAACAAGUUGGUCAUGUUCGACCUGGCAGAUUUAGAAGAGGUGGAGGGACACGAUGAUGUGGAGGGACACGAUGAUGUGGAGUCUCAGAUCACGGCUCUUUCUAAACGUUUGCCGAACAACAACGUUGAAGGUGCAGAUCCAUGA